Molecule: messenger RNA, 1900 nt
Organism: Erinaceus europaeus (western European hedgehog)
Lineage: Eukaryota; Metazoa; Chordata; Mammalia; Eulipotyphla; Erinaceidae
Gene: SLC25A35
Product: solute carrier family 25 member 35
Exons: 5
Coding region: 591-1493 (300 amino acids)
Source: RefSeq, a predicted model, not a curated record
CUGCUCUCCAAUGACUUUAGUGUGGCGGCCCCGCCUCCGCAGGCUACCAGUGUAGAAGCCGCUGCGGGUUCCCGCAGCUGCCUGGAGACGUUCAUCCCUGACCAGGGUGCCAACUUCCACCCCAGAUCCAGAGCUCGUUGUUGUUCCGGGACGCCACUGGACCUUCUCGCGGAUCCUUCUCCUCCUUAACCUGCUCGUUUUCUUUUUCCUUCUCCCACCCCCGCCCCGUUCCCAUUUCCCAGCUCAAGGGGCCCGGGUAGCAGGUUAUCCUCAGCAUCCACCUGCCCUUCUCCUCCUCCUGGCUUUUGCUCCUUCUUGACCCCUGAACCCUUAACCAACUGGGCCCUGUCAUUACCUUCUUGCCAGACUCUCCUAAACUCCUUUCUUCCCUCUCUGCCAAUCUCUGACUCCCAUAUUCCAGCUAACACUUGACCUCUUGACAUUUGACCCUGACUCUUUCUCCAGAAGAUUUCCUAUCUCCUGUAGCCUGGAUUACUGGAUCUUGAGGUGACCCCAUUAUUUUGAAAUCAUUUUCUGAAACUCAUUUUGAACUUUCUCACUCCUACUGUUCUCCCCACCCCACCCCAACUAUGGACUUCUUGAUGAGCGGCCUGGCAGCCUGUGGAGCCUGUGUGUUCACCAACCCCCUGGAGGUGGUGAAAACCAGAAUGCAGUUGCAAGGAGAACUACAGGCCCCUGGUACCUACCAGCGGCACUACCGAAACGUCUUCCACGCCUUCUUCACCAUCGGCAAGGUGGAUGGCCUGGCUGCCCUGCAGAAGGGCUUAGCUCCUGCCCUCUUAUACCAGUUCCUGAUGAAUGGCAUCCGACUGGGCACCUACGGGUUGGCAGAGGCUGGAGGCUACCUGCACACAAGUGAAGGCAACCUUAGUCCUUCUCGCAGCGCAGUAGCUGGGGCCCUAGCUGGAGUCAUGGGAGCCUACUUGGGGAGUCCCAUCUACAUGGUGAAGACACAUCUGCAAGCCCAAGCAGCCUCAGAAAUUGCUGUAGGACACCAGUAUAAGCAUCAGGGCAUGUUUCAGGCACUAACGGAGAUUGGCCAGAAACAUGGUCUGAUGGGAUUGUGGCGUGGGGCCUUGGGUGGCCUGCCCCGAGUGGUCAUCGGUUCCUCCACCCAGCUGUGCACUUUCUCAUCCACCAAGGACCUGCUGACACAGUGGGAGAUAUUUCCUCCGAAGAGCUGGAAAGUGGCUCUGGCCUCUGCCAUGGUGAGUGGCAUUGCAGUGGUCCUGGCCAUGACACCCUUUGAUGUGGCUUGCACAAGGCUCUACAAUCAGCCCACAGAUGCUCAUGGCAAGGGCCUCAUGUACCGGGGGAUAAUGGAUGCUCUGCUGCAGACAGCUCGGACUGAGGGCAUUUGGGGCAUGUACAAGGGCUUAGGUGCCUCCUACUUCCGCCUUGGCCCCCACACCAUCCUCUCCCUCUUCUUCUGGGACCAGCUGCGCAUCCUGUACUACACAUACACCAAAUAACAGCCACUCUUCCACAUGCCACUAAAUCGGCACUCCUUGGACACUUCUGCCUCAAUGACAUGUCCUGAUGAUUUCUCUUCUAUCCAAGGGGUACAGUCAACCCCGCUCCCCUUCUGAUUUCUCAGGGCUGAAUCACUACAAGGGAUAGUUUUCCGUCCUUCUUUGCUGUUGCUUUAAACCUCCCCUGUCUGUCCCCCUGUACACUCCACACCCUUCUCUCAGGGCUGAACCAGUCACUCCAAAGUGUACUUCCCCCCUUUCUCCACUGCCAGUUGUACUGAACCCCAGGUGCGACUUUAAAUGCUGCCCCCCCCAAGACCAAAGGGAAUUGGUGGGGGGAGACCCAGGUGUCCUGUUAGAUUCAAAGACACAGAGAUUAUAUUGGUUAUAAAGUUUAUUUCUUCAGA